GUCUUUCAACAAUUUCAAGCAAUCAUUGAAAGCCGUUGAUUCACAAGAACUGUAAAAUUAGAAUAGUUCUUUUUUUGUCGUGUUUAAAUUGUGAGAUUUUGUCCCAGGAUUAUCCAAAUCGCAGCUGAUGCGAGUUCACGUGGUACGCGAGACUUUGUAAUUGAUUGAGAACUGCAUGAGAUUUCCACCCAAGAUGGCGACUGUGUGUUACGUUUUGCUGCUCUCUGCAAUCACAAAUUUCGUUACAGCAGAACAAUACAAAGAUGGUGAUCCGGUUCCAUUGUAUGUCAACAAAGUGGGUCCUUAUUUCAACCCACAUGAAACCUACCAUUACUACCAGUUACCAGUGUGUAGACCAGAAAAGGUAGAACAUCGUAGUCUGACCCUUGGUGAAAUUCUAGAUGGUGAUCGUAUGGCUGUAUCUAUGUAUGAUAUUAAAUUCAAAGAGGAUGUCACGGACGGUAAGCUUUGCACAGUUGAAUUAAAAGAAGAGGACAUUGAACAGCUUAGAGAAGCAAUUGAGGAUCUUUAUUACUUUGAGUUUAUUUUAG
Messenger RNA from Saccoglossus kowalevskii, 551 nucleotides. RefSeq names its product transmembrane 9 superfamily member 1-like. Gene Ontology annotation, biological process: protein localization to membrane. Lineage: Eukaryota; Metazoa; Hemichordata; Enteropneusta; Harrimaniidae. Gene Ontology annotation, cellular component: membrane. The record is from RefSeq and is a predicted model, not a curated record.